This is a messenger RNA of Danio aesculapii, 2964 nucleotides long. RefSeq lists its product as uncharacterized. Bases 217 to 1245 code for a protein of 342 amino acids. Lineage: Eukaryota; Metazoa; Chordata; Actinopteri; Cypriniformes; Danionidae. The transcript has 6 exons. The record is from RefSeq and is a predicted model, not a curated record.
CCUGCGUUUUACCCUCCCUUAAAACGCAAACAGACCAGUUUAUUUUUUCAGCACCUUAAAAUCUCUGAAUUUCGGUGUCUGUCUCUAGACUUCAGGCGGAUUUCCGUGUUUGUCUCAUUUUCAGUUAGGUGGGGAGUGGUUUUGGAAAACACUCAUGACUGAAAAACGGCGUAAAUAAUCGCGUUUAUCUUAUUAAAAUCAUUUAAUACGACUAAAAUGUGCAGAAACAUGAAGAAUCUAAUUUUGGCUGUGCUUGUUUUGUUUCUCGGAAACGGUGUGUUUGGUUUUGAGACAAACGGAGUGAAGUCUGUGUCAGUGAUGGAGGGAGAUUCUGUCCCUCUUUACACUUGUCAGAAGGACACACAAAAAUAUGAAACCAUACUGUGGACUUACGGAUCUGAAGAUGCGGUCAUAGCUUUUUUCAGCAGGGGCAAACCGUUCUCGUUUCCUGAUGGUAAUGAGAGAUUCAAAGACAGACUCGAGAUGGAUUUUGACACCGGAUCUCUGACCAUCAGGAACAUCAGAACCAACCAUUCUGGAAUCUAUAAAGUGGAUAUGACCAGCACAAGUGGAUCCCAAUACAUGAGGAGAUUUAAUGUGACUGUAUCUGCUGUGUUUGAUCCGGAUGCUGAUAAAAUAAUCCAAAAGUUAGUGAGUGAUGGAGAUUCAAUCACUCUGAACACUGAUGUUAAGGUACAGAAAGAUGUUCUGAUACUGUGGAGAUUCGCAGGAACCAAACCCGGCGUAUACAAUAGAAACAGCAUGACUACCAUCGGUAAAAUUGACGGUGAAGCCCCCAAAGAGUUAUUUGAUCAUGGUGAAAAUGAGAAGUUUAAAAACAGACUGGAUAUUGUCAAACCCACUGGAUCUCUGAUCAUUAAAGACAUCAGACUAGAACACUCUGGGUUUUACAAACUACAGAUCAGUAAUAACACUUUGACCAGAUACAGGACAUUCAACGUUACUGUUAGUGCGGUUACGAAAUCUUGUUUGCAAGGCACUUGGAUGACGGUCGCUAUAGUAUUUAUAGUGUUUUUUGUGAUUGUAGUGGUUUUGUGUCUGGCUGUGGUCAUUAAGAAAAAGAAAGUUUUGUUCAGUAAAGGAAGCAAACCUAACCCUGUGAAAUCAGAGAUGACUGAGGAGAAAGAAUUAAUAAACAAAUCCAAAGAACACAAGACUUUUCAAUCUACAGAAUUACAGAAUACAAAGCAAAUAUUAGAAGAGGAGCCAUCAAUGUCUGCAUAAAAACAUAUUGUGAUAGGAGUUUGGGAAACAGACUGUUGCUGGUCAAUCAGACUGGAUCUUUGGCCAUCACACACUUUAAAACUGAAAACACCGGAGAAUGUCAGCCACAGAAUAAGGGUUGCAGGAAAUCCAAAGUUUCUGUCAUUAAUGAGAAGCGGAGAUCAGCUUUUUUGCUUGACUAAUAAUCCAAAUGCUUGUGGUCUGGUGGGCAGCAGAUCUGAAAUGGGGCCAGUUGCAUGAACUGCUUGGACUGGUCUUAAAAAGCUGGUCAUCACCUUUUCAGUUUGUUAUGUAACAAGUAGACUGGUCUGAUUUGAAUCUGAAACGUUAGACUUGGUGAAGUGCUUGUAAAAGACAGCGAUUACGUUUACAUGGACGUGAGUAAUCGAAUGAUUUGCCUUAAUCUGAAUAAGACAAUAAUAUGAUUAAGGUGCUUACAUGAGUUGCUUUAUGAAUGUUCCUUUCAUGAUCCCGUCUUACAUGUUGUAGCACAUAGUUCAAUUAACGCCAUUGCGUCACCACACUAUCCACAUUUCCUCCAGAGUUUCACUUUCAUUCAGGAACAUUUCAAGCAUGCCCCAUUACAAACAAGAUAUUAGAUGGGAGGAACUGCUGGAAGAGUGUUGUAUUAAUGGAAUUUGAUAAUGCACACCGUAUGGGGAAAAAAAACCUCUACAUUUUGCAAUGUGUGUGUCUGUGGUCCUUCACUGACUCAGUAGGUGCAAAGAAUAUAGUGUCGAACAUUCGUGGGUGACUAUCCUGUCACAAAAUGUGGCAGAAAUCCUACAUGACGGUAAAAAAGAUGGCGGGUUUACAUGUCUGUACUGCACUUCAAUAAUGUGACUGAAAUAGGAAUACUCCACAUGUCUUAAUUCCAUCUCUGUUUAGUUCAAUUAUGACUUUUGUCGGAUUAAGGUAAUCAAAAAUCGCUGUUUACAUGGUAGACUAUUAAUCAGAGUAUUGCGGCAGCUAGCUCUCUGCAAUUCUCACAUGGUCACACAUGAUGGUCUCGCAUAAAGCUAAGCAGGGCUGCGCCUGGUCACUACCUGGAUGGGAGACCACAUGGGAAAGCUAGGUUGCUGCUUGAAGUGGUGUUAGUGAGAACAGCAGGGGGCGUUCAACCAGUGGUCUGUGUGGGUCCUAAUGCCCCGGUAUAAUAAAUGGGACUCUAUACUGCUCUGUGAGCGCCGUCUUUCGGAUGAGACGUUAAACCGAAGUCCUGAAUCUCUGUAGAUGUUAAAAAUCCCAGGAUGUUCUUCGAUAAAGAGUUGGGGUUUAACCUCCAUCUUGGCCAAGUCUGCCCACUGGCCUCUGUCCAUCAUAGCCUAACCAUCCCUAUAUCAUAAUUGGCUUCAUCACUUCAAUCAGUUGGUGUGUGUGGUGUGCCGUCUGUCGCAAUAUGGCUGUUGUCGUGUCAUCCAGGUGGAUGCUGCACUGAUGGUGAAUGAGGAGAUUCCCCCAAUGUGUUAAGCGCUUUGAGUAUCCAGAAAAAGCUAUAUAAAUUUAAGGAAUUAUUAUUAUGUUUACUAGUAUAAUCUUAAUCAUAUUAUAAACAGAUUAUUGGUGUUCAUGUAAAUGUACUCAGUGUUGGUUUUACUAAAUUAACAUUUAGCAAAUUAUAAAUAUAAGAACACACACACUCAAUAUAUAUUUAACAUUUCAAAACACAUUCUGAACUUGGUAAAGAGUUAACAUUCACCAACACAUACCAUUUUAAUU